AUGUCAAAAGAAAAUGAGGAGUUUUCGACAGAGAUUGUGCAGAAUGGUGGAUCUCUGUCAUUCUCAGUGAGAGUGAGGCCUAGAAUGCCAGAUUUUCUUAGUUCAGUGAACCUAAAAUAUGUGAAAUUGGGUUAUGGAUACCUCAUUACUCAUCGUCUCUACUUGUUAAUGAUGCUGGCACCACCACUCCUUGCUGCUUUCGUUGCUCAUCUUGGAAACUUCUUCACUUGGCAACAUCUCUCUCAUCAGGCUCUAUUCAUCUCACCACUCUUCUUCUUCCUCCUCUAUCUAUAUAUUGACUUCACUCCUCGCUCUACCUAUUUGCUUGAUUUCGCAUGUUUUCGCCCUCCAAAUCAUUACAAGGUGUCCAAGGCAGAGUUCAUAGAAUUAGCUAGAAAAUCUGGGAAUUUCAAUGAUACUACCAUUGAGUUUAAAGAACGAGUUCUUAAGAAAUCCGGCAUAGGCGACGAGACCUACAUGCCAAAGGGAGUUUUCCGGCCAGGUUAUAGAACCUCGUUGAAGGAUGGGCGAGAAGAGGCAUCCAUGGUGAUGUUUGGAGCAGUUAAGGAAGUUCUUGGUGCCACAAAAGUAAGACCAAAUGAUAUCAAAAUCCUUGUAGUAAACUGUGGAAUACUAAAUACCACCCCAUCUCUCUCAUCAAUGAUCAUAAACCAUUUCAAGCUUAGACAUGAUAUACACAGCUUUAACCUCGGCGGCAUGGGCUGCGCCGCCGGUGUCACGGCCAUUGAUCUAGCUAGAGACCUUCUUGAUGCAUAUCCAAGCAGUUAUGCCCUUGUAGUUAGCACUGAAGUUGUGAGCUCUUCAUGGUACACUGGCAAUGACAUUGACAUGCUUAUUCCCAAUUGCUUCUUUAGAAUGGGAGCUGCAGCCGUCAUGCUCUCCAAUUUUCGCCUUCAUAGAUGGCGCGCCAAGUAUGAACUCAAACAGUUGGUGAGAACUCACAAGGGAAUGGAGAAUAGAAGCCACAAAAGUAUACACCAAAGGGAAGAUAGUGAAGGAAGGAAGGGCAUUUCGGUAAGCAAAGAUGUAACUGAAAUUGGAGGGCAUGCAUUGAAGGCUAACAUAACCACAUUAGGCCCUCUGGUGUUACCUGUUUCAGAGCAGCUUCAUUUCUUCACUAACUUGCUCUUCAAGAAAAGGAAAACAAAGCCGUACAUACCGGAUUACAAGCUGGCAUUCGAGCACAUGUGCAUCCAGGCCACAAGCAAGAAAGUUCUGGACGAGAUUCAGAAGAAUUUGGAGCUGACGGAGGAGUACAUGGAAGCGUCGAGGAAGACGUUGGAGCGAUUUGGAAACACUUCUAGCAGCAGCAUUUGGUAUGAACUGGCAUACCUUGAGUUUAAUUCAAGGGUGAAAAGGGGUGAUCGUGUUUGCCAGAUUGCAUUUGGGUCUGGAUUCAAGUGUAAUAGUGUUGUUUGGAAGGCUCUAAGGAAUGUUAAAACACCAAAAUGUUCUCCUUGGUUUAAGGAUGAAUGA
This is a messenger RNA of Arachis stenosperma, 1497 nucleotides long. RefSeq names its product 3-ketoacyl-CoA synthase 15-like. Gene Ontology annotation, molecular function: acyltransferase activity, transferring groups other than amino-acyl groups. Gene Ontology annotation, biological process: fatty acid biosynthetic process. Bases 1 to 1497 code for a protein of 498 amino acids. The record is from RefSeq and is a predicted model, not a curated record. The transcript has 3 exons. NCBI's taxonomy places the organism in Eukaryota, Viridiplantae, Streptophyta, Magnoliopsida, Fabales, Fabaceae. Gene Ontology annotation, cellular component: membrane.